Messenger RNA from Colletotrichum gloeosporioides, 1431 nucleotides. Its product is annotated as putative aminotransferase. The record is from RefSeq and is a predicted model, not a curated record. Gene Ontology annotation, cellular component: cytosol. The transcript is spliced from 3 exons. Gene Ontology annotation, molecular function: pyridoxal phosphate binding; transaminase activity. NCBI's taxonomy places the organism in Eukaryota, Fungi, Ascomycota, Sordariomycetes, Glomerellales, Glomerellaceae. Bases 1 to 1431 code for a protein of 476 amino acids.
AUGAAGAAUCCAGUCCACAUAAACGGGCAAAAGCCCAACCAUAGCCUUUUAUACAAACACUUUGAAAAGAAUCCCGGUCUAGUCAUUACUUCGGGAAAAGGCAUUUACCUCGAAACCGAAGAUGGUCGCAAAAUACUCGACGCCACCUCUGGGGCUGCAGUCUCCUGCCUUGGGUUCGACAAUCAGGAAGUGAAGCUAGCAGUCAUUGAACAACUGUUGAAUAUUCCCUAUUGCCACCCUGGAUUCUACCAGACCAAGGUAGCCGAAGACCUUGCCUCGCUUUUGGUUCAAUCGACGCAUGGGCACAUGGGCAAGGCAAUUCUCUGCGGAUCUGGAUCUGAGGCAAUGGAAGUCACGAUGAAGCUAGCCAAGACCCAUUUCACACACCUGGCCAUCCCUGAGCCCGAACGUACGAGAUUCAUUGCUAGGGUGCGAUCUUACCAUGGCGCGACCCUGGGCACGCUGGCACUCGGAGACUGGAAGCCUCGGAAGGAUCCCUUCAACUCUAUAGUUCCCCACACCACGACGCAUGUCUCAGCCUGCAGCACCUAUCGCGGGCUGCGGCAUGGGGAGAAAGAAGAAGCUUAUGUCGCAAGACUUGCCCAGGAGCUGGACGAUGAGUUCCAAAGAGUCGGGCCAGAAAAGGUUUGUGCCUUUGUGGCUGAGACAGUUGGAGGAAGUGCGAGUGGCUGCGCAACACCAGUGCCCGGUUACUUCAGAGCCGUUAAGGCUGUUUGCCAAAAGUACGGUGCGCUUCUGAUUCUCGACGAGAUCAUGUGCGGCAUGGGGCGCACCGGAUCUCUACAUGCGUGGGAGCAGGAAGGAGUAGCUCCAGACAUCCAGGCUGUGGGGAAAGGCCUGGGUGCUGGAUAUGGUGCGAUCUCGGCUGUUCUGGUCAACUCCGACCUUGUCAACUCGUUCAAGAAGGCUGGAAAGCCCUUUCCACAUGGUCAAGCAUACAUGGCCUAUCCAUUAGCCGUAGCCGCGGCCCUGAAAACGCAGCAGAUUAUCCGGGAGCACAACCUCAUAAGUAAUGUGGCAAAAAUGGGGAAGUAUCUGGAACAACAGCUCAAAGAACGUGUUCUUCAUCUUCCUUUUGUGGGAGAUGUUCGUGGCCGUGGGCUAUUUUGGGCGGUUGAAUUCGUUUCGGAAAAGACUACAAAAGCUCCAUUCCCUGCCGCCCUGGCCGUCAACAACCUACUCCACACCAAAGGUCUCCAGCCUGGAUACGACAUCUCCCUAUUCCAUGCCGGUGGAACAUAUGACGGCUAUGCCGGGGACCACUUCCUCAUAUGUCCACCCUACAUCGUAACUGAGAACGAUAUUGAUGAGAUAGUCAAUCGCACCAUCCGAGUUAUCGAGGAUACCUUUACCGACCUCAGUCAGACUGUGUUAUGGGAGAAGCUUUCAUUAAAGCCUUGGAGAUGUUGA